GUCCCCAUGGCUCCUUCAUCUUCACCCAUCCUUCUACCUCUGUACCAGUAUCUGCUGCUGGUAUCCAGCUUUGCCCAGGCAGGCAGGCUGCUGGUGGUGCCAAUGGACGGGAGCCACUGGUUCACCAUGCAUUUGGUGAUUAAGAAACUCAUUGAGAGAAAGCACGAGGUGGUUGCGGUCAUGCCAGAGGUGAGUUGGCACAUGGGACAAUCAAUGAAUUUCACAGUGAAGCACUAUGCAACCUCCUAUGCUCUGGAGGAGUUAAACCGGGAGUUAAAGAUUUUCACAGAUGCUGCAUGGGAGAGGAAGGAAGAAAAUAUGUUUCAUACAUUGGUUUUUACGAAGAAAGGUUUGGACAUGCUGUUUUCACACUGUAGAAGUUUGUUUAACAACAAGACCUUAGUGGAAUACUUAGAGGAGACUCAUUUUGACGCAGUGUUUAUGGAUCCUAUGGAGCCAUGUGGCUUAAUUGUGACCAAGUACUUGUCCCUGCCCUCUGUGAUCCUCACCCGGGGACUCUACUGCCAUAGCAUUGAAGAGGGCACACAGUGCCCUGCUCCUCCGUCCUAUGUUCCCAGAAUUCUCUCACAGUUCUCAGAUGCCAUGGAUUUCAAAGGGAGAGUACAGAACUAUAUUGCCCGCUUUGGGGAGCAUUUAAUUUGUCCAUAUUAUUUCAAGAAAGUCUUAGAAAUUGCCUCUGACAUUCUCCAAACACCCGUCACAGCAUAUGACCUCUUCAGCCACACAUCGAUCUGGUUGUUGCGCACAGACUUUGUUUUCGACUAUCCCAAGCCUGUGAUGCCCAACAUGGUCUUUGUUGGUGGGAUCAGCUGCCACAAGGGAAAGCCCUUGGCUGAGGUUCGUUCUCUCUCCUUUGCUAUGUAG
Octodon degus (degu) is the source of this 885-nucleotide messenger RNA. Its product is annotated as UDP-glucuronosyltransferase 1-7-like. The record is from RefSeq and is a predicted model, not a curated record. Bases 7 to 885 code for a protein of 292 amino acids. The transcript has a single exon. Lineage: Eukaryota; Metazoa; Chordata; Mammalia; Rodentia; Octodontidae. Gene Ontology annotation, molecular function: UDP-glycosyltransferase activity.